AUGGCGUCGAAUGCUGAGGAGGAGCCUUCCUACAUUGACUACGAGACCUUUCUCGAUCCUCAAUUUCGGCCGGCUUCAUUUGCCAAUACCCUUGUUCUCGCCACGAAUAAUGCCAAUGAUGCUACGCUAGACCUCUCGACGCCGCUUUCCAAGGUCCUCUUCGAUGCGCAAGAAAUAGACUCCCACAUAGACUCGCUCACGACAAGAUCUGCAAUCCCGCUCCUGUCGCAUACGAAGGACCAGACGGAAUCGAGCACAAAGAUCAUAUCCGAGAUCGACCAUCAAGUCAAGAGCUUGAACGACAGCUAUAAGCAGCUUGAGAAGGAAGUUAUCCAGAAACAUGCCGAGGCAGACGAGGUCAGGCAGGUCGCUUCCCGCCUUUGGGAGACCCUGAAGCUGGGAAGGGCAGUCGGGCGCUGUCUUCAGCUAGGCCGGCAACUCGAGGUGCAACAUGCAGAGAUCUCCAGCUCUGCUUCGGCACCUGCAGGCAAGAGAGAGGAUCACAGAGCAUUGGUGCGAUGCGCGCAUACGAUAUUAUCACUGCGGGAAGUCCUGGACCACAAAGCGCCCGGUGAAGAAGGACACGGUCUCGACAAGAUCAAUGCGAUCAGGAGUCUGCAAGACAGCAUCAUUGCGCCCAUUGAGCGAUCGAUUAGGACCACGUCGGAACAAAUCAUUCGCGAAUUCGCCAUAGGCUCGGCAAGCGGCACGGCGACCUUUGCACAAAGUGAAGAGACCAAGGCCCGAACACUGUCAGCCAUGACGGCGCUCUAUCUUAUCUCGCCCACAUCUGGUGUCAAAGCCGACAAGUGGACACCGCUCCUCCUCCUUCAGGCUUUGGAGACCUACCUACGCAAUGCUCUGCAAAGCUCAAUCACUUCAGUCGCCCGCUCGUUGGCCACUUUGCCUACAUUAGAUCGCACACUAGCAGAAGUGUCGGCGCGAUGCCAAAACAUUGUUGCUUUGGAGAUCAUACUUGAUUCGACAAAGGCGCCGCCACAUCCUCUCAUCCCGAGGCCGAAGAGCCAUGUCGAGCCCACGAACCUUCUACAACCACUUUUGGCAUACUUGGAAACCGGAUCUCUGCCAUCGUACUUUUGGCGGUCUAUGGCAAGUAGCUUGUCUACGAGAGUGGUUGAGAUUGUUAACCGCGGAGGUGUAUCUGCCCGCACACUCAAGAGCAAUCGCAGUGCAGUAGGAGAUGCCAUCAGGGAAUGUGUGAUCAAAGGUAGCCAGCCUCCUAGUACAGUGACUGCAAGCAAGGGUAAAUCUGCCAAAUCAGACGCCGAGAGAUCAGGUUGGGAUCGUGAGGUGGCAGUCAUGGUGGGUAGCGUAGUAGGGAACCUUGGUCGGUGA
This is a messenger RNA of Pestalotiopsis fici W106-1, 1356 nucleotides long. RefSeq lists its product as uncharacterized. Bases 1 to 1356 code for a protein of 451 amino acids. Gene Ontology annotation, cellular component: COG complex. The transcript has a single exon. Lineage: Eukaryota; Fungi; Ascomycota; Sordariomycetes; Amphisphaeriales; Sporocadaceae. Gene Ontology annotation, biological process: intra-Golgi vesicle-mediated transport. The record is from RefSeq and is a predicted model, not a curated record.